AUGUCCGGAAAAGCCAAGAUCCUCUCCACCGGGCCUCUGUCCGAUAGCGAGGCCCGCUGGAUCAAGCUCGUCAAGAUCGACUACGCAGACCAGGAGGGCAAGGCCCGCACCUGGGAGUCUGCCGAACGCCGGACACGUCCCAAGGGCGGCGAGAUUGACGGCGUCGGCAUCUUCGCCGUCCUCGAGAAGCCCACCGGACCCGAGAUCAUCCUGCAGAAGCAGUACCGCCCGCCGAUUGACAAGAUCACCAUCGAGGUUCCCGCGGGACUGGUUGACGAGGGCGAGACUGCUGAGCAGGCUGCUGUGAGGGAGCUUAAGGAGGAGACUGGUUAUGUUGGUGUUGCGUCUGAGACAUCACCGAUUAUGUUCAAUGACCCCGGCUUCUGCAACACGAACCUCCGUAUGGUCCACGUCACGAUCGACGCUACACUCCCUGAGAACCAGAACCCUCAACCAGAGUUGGAAGAGAACGAGUUCAUCGAGGUCUUCACCGUUCCCCUGUCCAAAUUCUGGGCUGAGUGCGUCCGUCUCGAGAAGGAGGGCUUCGCCAUCGACGCCCGUGUCGGCACGAUAGCAGAGGGGAUCGAACUAGCUAAGAAAUUCAAGCUAUGA
Messenger RNA from Colletotrichum karsti, 612 nucleotides. Its product is annotated as ADP-ribose pyrophosphatase. Bases 1 to 612 code for a protein of 203 amino acids. The transcript is spliced from 3 exons. The record is from RefSeq and is a predicted model, not a curated record. Gene Ontology annotation, molecular function: ADP-ribose diphosphatase activity. Gene Ontology annotation, cellular component: nucleus; cytosol. Gene Ontology annotation, biological process: ribose phosphate metabolic process; nucleoside phosphate metabolic process. NCBI's taxonomy places the organism in Eukaryota, Fungi, Ascomycota, Sordariomycetes, Glomerellales, Glomerellaceae.